Nipponia nippon (crested ibis) is the source of this 701-nucleotide messenger RNA. It is a transcript of the gene MFAP5, whose product is annotated as microfibril associated protein 5. Gene Ontology annotation, biological process: embryonic eye morphogenesis. The record is from RefSeq and is a predicted model, not a curated record. Lineage: Eukaryota; Metazoa; Chordata; Aves; Pelecaniformes; Threskiornithidae. Gene Ontology annotation, cellular component: microfibril.
AUGAAGACCUCUGGCGCCUGUAUACUGUUGUGUCUCUUAGCACUCUCCUUGUCCCCAGCUGGCUGGUUUCCAUGGGUGGUCAAUGGGCAAGAACUGGAAAGUGCAACUGGUGAAGUUAGCACCGACUCCCUUAUCAGCACCGUCGCUGCAGCUGUCACACCACCUGUCCUUCUUAGUCCUGUUCAGUCUGACAGCGAAACUACCACAGCUUCAUCAGAUUGUCGUGAAGAAAAGUUCCCUUGCACACGCCUGUACUCUGUUCACAAACCAGUAAAGCAGUGUAUCAGCUACCUCUGUGUUACAAGCGUGCGUCGCAUGUACAUAAUAAACAAGGAGGUGUGCUCUCGCAUUGUCUGCAAGGAGAAUGAGGUCAUGCAAGAUGAGAUCUGUCGCCAGCUGGCUGGCCUUCCUUCUCGACGUCUCCGCCGAUCUGGGCAACCCCUGCAGCUCCCUUGCAGACAACUCCUGGAGCAGCAGCGCGGGAGGCCUGAUGCUCUGUGAGCUACCAACAGUAGGAGAGAAAAAUGAAGGAAGAGAAGAGAAAUCAUCAUCCACUACCUACAACCCGAGACAAGUCCUUCUCAUUUGUGAUUUCCCUACCAUUUCCUUGCUUUUCUGCCUUCCCCCACAUCCUCUUCUUCAGCUGCUGCAGUGCACAGAGUCCCCUCUCUGCUAGUUUCUCAUGGUGGCUGUUGUCAUCU